Mesorhabditis spiculigera is the source of this 1155-nucleotide messenger RNA. The record is from the annotation of a GenBank genome assembly. NCBI's taxonomy places the organism in Eukaryota, Metazoa, Nematoda, Chromadorea, Rhabditida, Rhabditidae.
AUGCUAGGAUGGCUGCUAUUUGCCGAAAUCAUGAAUUUCUGCACUUUCCUUAAUGCGCAGAUGAUCAAGCCGAGUGGUAUCGAUCGAAUUAUUGGAAUUGAGACUGCGCCUACACAAAUGGUGAUCACGACUACGAAGGAAGGGCCCACUGAGCAGUUGAGCGUGAAAAUUGAGGUCACCGACUUGCAAGACCACCGGAUAUUUACGCCAAUUUCGUUAAGUGGAUUGUUUCUAUUAAUAAGCCGAGGACGGUAUACAGUACCCUUCCUCCGGCCCGACCACUUCUAUGGGGUCUACUUUCAAAGUGAGAACACUGUAAAUGGCGUCCGAAUGUUUCACAACGAGACGAGGAUCGUGAAAACGAUGCCGAGGCAUGGAGAAAAUACCACGAACAAUUUUGUGGAUCCGAGAUUUGAGAUCUACGUGCAUCGGAACGAUGAGAAUGGGGGCAGCAACACCGAGGGUGUUUUUGUGACAAUCAAAUGGCUGACGGAGAGGAGGAUCCCGGGAAGCUUCCUCUCGAUAAAAAUCCGUGUCCUAUGCGAGCAUACCAACGCGACAGAAAACGUCCAUUUAAGAGAUACUGAAGCCGGGAUCACGUUAGAAAUUGCGAUGGACCACAAAAUGGACGUCGAGGAUAUGGAAGAGAAUUCCCACCAAAUCAAGGCUAACAUCUCGCCGUUGAAGUGCAGGGAAAUCUGCUGGGACGUCGACUACGUGCUACCCGUCCUGAGCAGGAACUUCACCCGAGAAUUUAACAGAACCUGCGAGAAAAUUGAGGGCACCACGACGACUACUUUUGUUAGGGAGCUGAAAUCGUACAAGGUGAUCGGAAAUACGCUCUACGUCCUCACUGAAAUCCCAGAAAAUCAGGCUGAUCACGGGGUAGUGACUUUGAGCGCCCAGAACUUGGCAGAGAGCAUGGAGGAGCCGAUUUUUAAGGAGUAUCAGGUCGCCACAACCCCAAACGGCACCUUCAUGCUCCAACUCGAAGAAGGAAACGCCUACGCGAUCACCUACAAGUACAUCAAGGCCCUCCCAUUCAAAUAUUCCACCAAAGACCACUUUAUGAUCGAGAUUCCAGCCUCUAAAAAAUCCGGAAAUUCCUCUAGAGAGGAGCUGGAUUCCGGUAGUCUCGUCGAUUUGUAUGGAUUG